CGUGUGCGUUUCCUUCAGAGCUGCAAAAAUGUCUAGCUCUGUGAUGUCCUGGUAUAUAUACACUCUACUUUCCUUCACUUUUAUCAGUAGACCCUUCCAGACAGCACCAAUCGUGAAACGUAAAUUUCUUUUUCGACUUGCGGAUUUUGAUGGCAGACUUGUACAGAACUGGACGGAUAUUCGUACUUCAUCAAGUGUGUGGGAAUGUGCUGGUAUUUGCGCUGCAGAUAGCAACUGUAUGUCAGUAUGCUUUAAGCCCAGGUCACAAGAGUGCGUCAUCUACGAGAGGAUGGUUUCAUCCACUGAUAAAUUCACCCUAUUCCCUUUUGCAACUGUGUUUGCUCUCUGCCCAAGAGGAUACAGUGUUAUGGGAAGACGAUGCAUCAAGGUUGUCACUGAGAAGAUGGACAGGGACUCUGCCAGAGCACACUGUAGAGAUGACGGUGCAGAUUUGAUUAACCUUGGGAGUCAGGCGAGGAUUGAUGAAUUUCGGUACUUCAUGGAGGCGAAUGGAGAUGAACCUGACAAUAGCUUCUACUGGUGUGGAGCGUCACAUGUCAAUGGCCGGUGGCAGUGGAUCAAUGGAAUGACAUUCUCAUCCAACUCAGAUCUCUGGUGCCCCCAUGAACCAAGUGAUCCCUCUGAGGAGUGCACGGCCACAAAAGCCCCAGAGUUCAUCUGCCUGUAUGACCUUCACUGUUACACAGACCAAAAGUUUGUGUGCGAGAUUCAGUUCUGACUUCUAUCACGUUUUGUCGAGAACAACGUACUGAUCAAAUGACGCAUAAAUAUGUUACAGACAUUGCAUGACAAUCAGAAGGUUCUGACUGAAAACCUUAAGUCUUAUACUUUAGCCUUUAGGUAAACAUAUGUACCAGAAUUAUGAAUUAUGUUGCCUUAUCAGUCAAACCCGAAUGUCGUUAGCCUAAAAAAAUUCUCAACAGAAAUAAUAUACUAGAAUAGCGAAUACAGAAAUUUGUUGUAACUGUCGUACAAUGAAAUGCUGGUAAUUUGAUAUGUCCAGCUUAAAUUAUUCGGAAUAAUGAUGUUUUAGUUUUUAGAUCAGUCAAAAGGUAAAUGACACAGAUAAUCAAACUUCAUGAAUAGUUGAAGUUCGAGUUUGCUAUGUAUUUGACACUUUAUACUAAUCAUUUCUCACUCGAUGUGGUGUAAUUUAGCUAUGGUGUUUGACAUCCUCGAAUUGAAAAUUAUUUUCUCACAAAGAAUUGUGUGCCAUUCAAUAAAGUGAAACAAUACACGAUACACGAUAUCUUGUAAACUAAGUCUGAGAAUUGAGAAAGUGUUUUUUUCUUCUGUAGUGUUUAUUUACACAGAGCAUAUGACCACAUCUUCAAACGAUGCGUCAUACAAUCACAUACGCAUCAUAUAGUGACAAAAUAGUUGACACGAUAUUUAGAGCUUGAAACACAUAUUUGGCAAAGCAGUUAAUAACAUAUUUAGUACUUGAUAACAUUAAUUGCACUACGACUCUAGGAUUGCCGAUGAUGAGAACAACCAUGAGGAAUUCAUUUAUACCAGCUAGUACCAGAUUGUGGAAUAAGAUUUGUGAUGCAUAUUUGUUGAGCAUUUGUUCGCUGGUGCCAUAUUGGUAUCUACAAGCUCAGACCUUGUGCUGAUGUAACUCAAAUUUCCUUUGGGAUAAUGAAGUAUUAUCUUAUCACUACAUGGACACUAUACAUAUCACUUUCUGUGCAAAUAAUAAGUAUAACUUUAUUUUGCGCUAUGGUAUUUCAAGACAACAGCACCAUACGUCAUCAGAAUGCAAAAAGACUCGAUAUGGAAAAAUAUUUUCAUACUUUAAAGUUUACUCUGUUUCUUUUAUGCCGAUUGGCUGAAUGGAUAGUCACGUGAGUUUACACACCUGUGAACGGAUAGAGAAGGUACAUGAAGGUUGACCUCGCCUCAGUGCAUCGAGUCAUGCUUAUAUUUUUGUUCGUGGUCUGUUACCUAUGUUUUAGAUUUGAUUAAUCCCAAAUAUUGUUUGUCAAUUUGUUCAGAGAAUAAAAUUAC
Molecule: messenger RNA, 2031 nt
Organism: Haliotis rufescens (red abalone)
Lineage: Eukaryota; Metazoa; Mollusca; Gastropoda; Lepetellida; Haliotidae
Product: C-type lectin domain family 6 member A-like
Exons: 3
Coding region: 29-739 (236 amino acids)
Molecular function (GO): signaling receptor activity
Source: RefSeq, a predicted model, not a curated record